Notodromas monacha is the source of this 2331-nucleotide messenger RNA. The record is from the annotation of a GenBank genome assembly. Lineage: Eukaryota; Metazoa; Arthropoda; Ostracoda; Podocopida; Cyprididae.
CUUAUUUCAUUAAAUUUUCUUUCUUGACGUCAGACCGGCAUUCAAGAGGUGCUUUCGCGGGAUUCGCUUUUUGCGGGCGAAGGUGAGGUGUUCUCUGCGGUGCAACGAUGGAUUUUGGCGAAUGAAAAGUGUGACGUGAAAUCAGUGAUGAAAUGUGUUCGACUUCCGUUAUUGACGAUCCACGAGUUGUUGAAAGUCGUUCGUCCGACUGGCCUGAUCUCCGCUGACGAGUUGCUUGACGCUCUCGAUGCGCGCACGAAGGAUAAUUCGCCCGGACCUGACGACUUGAACUAUCGUGGCUUGCUCGUUUUGGAUGAAAACCUUUUAACGAACCGCCACGGGGCGGAAGUGACUGUCGGCGAAUUGCCACAGUAUCUCUUGGACGGGGAUACGGAUACUUUCGACACGGAGCGCGGCUUCACAAGACACGCCAUUGAAGAUAAUCGAUCUCGAAACCUGCGCGGGGAAAGCUAUCAACGUCUCUGGUCGACCGGAAAUAUUUGUUCACAGCAACCACAAAGCUCAGGAGGAAUAGUGGUACGUCUGGGCAAGCCGUCGAUCUUGAAUCACAUCCGCAUGUUACUGUGGGAUAGAGAUUCGCGAUCAUAUUCCUACUACAUCGAGGGUUCCGUCGAUGAGAAUUCUUGGUUCAAGUUGGUGGAUCAUACCAAAGUCCUCUGUCGAUCGUGGCAAGAAAUUCGAUUUCCUCAGCGAGUUAUCAAGUACAUUCGCCUCGUCGGAACUCACAACACCAAUAACAAGGUCUUUCACGUGGUUGCUUUGGAAGCCUAUUACUCGACGAAAGUUGUCAAGAUGCAGGAUGGUUACAUUGUUCCCGAACACAAUGUAGCGUCAUCGCAACUCGGCGCAGUUGUUAUCGAAGGAGUGAGCAGGAGCCGAGACACUUUACUCAACGGGAACACGCAUUCGUAUGAUUGGGAUAACGGAUACACUUGUCAUCAACUCGGCGGGAUGCCGAUUGUCGUCCAACUCUCCCAACCGUAUUGGAUUGGUUCCAUGCGCCUGCUGCUGUGGGAUUGCGAUGACAGAAGCUAUUCGUAUCACAUCGAAACUAGUCUCAACAACAAGGACUGGGAAAUGGCAGUGAACAAAGACAGGGACUUGUGCAGAUCGUGGCAAGAAUUGGUGUUGAGCCAGCCGCGAGCAGCUGCGUUCAUUAGGAUCGUUGGAGUGCGGAAUACGGCGAAUGAAGUGUUCCAUUGCGUCCAUUUUGAGUGCCCGUUCUUCUUCCGCGGGUUGGAACGAGAUGCACCAUUGACUCUUGACGUACCACUUGGACUAGUGACAUGGGUUCAGAAGUUGGGGAAACUGGGGAACAAAGUUGAACACGUAUUUGGAGUGGACGUGCAUCUUUCUGAUCUUCGGCACGUCCGUUUUGUAUACCUGCAAGACACUGCCUCGAGACGAACAGUGUUUGAACACAUUCAGUACUAUGCUUUUCCUGCGACGCAAAAAAUCAAUUAUUUUGCUUUUGAUUACCGCGACACCUUUAAAGAAAAUGGAUGGACGAUUUAUGACCCUGUGCUGGAACUCACGAGACUCGGUUUGCCAACAGAUUCUUGGGUCAUCACCAAAGUUAACGCAAAAUGUGCAUCGGAAGAGGAUUUGAUCGCAUCAGCAGCGUUUCGUUCGAGAGAACGUCUUCCGGUUUUGUCUUGGCUUCAUCCGGAAACACAGGCCUCAAUCACGCGAUGUUCCCAACCGAUGGUAGGCGUUAGUGCGAAAAGGAGCCGAGCUGAUGAAAAAUAUCUGCAAAUGAUCAUGGAUGCGAAUGCUCAGUCACAUAAAAUUUUUAUUAUGGACGCCAGACCCAGCGUGAAUGCUGUGGCAAACAAAGCUCGUGGCGGUGGAUACGAGAGUGAUGACGCGUAUCCGUUUGCGGAGCUGGUCUUUCUUGACAUACAUAACAUACACAUGAUGCGAGAGUCGUUGAGAAAAUUGAAGGAGCUCGUUUUUCCGUUGGUUGACGAGUCGAGGUGGUUGUCUGGGCUUGCAGCGACAUCUUGGUUGGAUCACGUUAGAUCAAUUCUCGCCGGUGCCGUGCGAAUCGCCGAUAAGGUGGAGAACCAAAGAACCUCCGUCGUUGUUCAUUGCUCUGAAGGAUGGGACAGAACCGCACAGUUGACCGCUCUGGCCAUGUUGAUGCUGGACCCUUAUUACCGAACCAUUCGUGGGUUUCAGGUGUUGGUUGAGAAGGAGUGGCUGAGUUUUGGGCACAAAUUCGAACAGAGGCUAGGAUACGGUGAAGACAGACACACGGAUGCGGAUCGUAGCCCCAUCUUCGUUCAGUUCAUGGAUUGCGUGUGGCAA